This is a messenger RNA of Dendroctonus ponderosae (mountain pine beetle), 1767 nucleotides long. It is a transcript of the gene Aldh7A1, whose product is annotated as alpha-aminoadipic semialdehyde dehydrogenase. The transcript has 7 exons. Gene Ontology annotation, molecular function: aldehyde dehydrogenase (NAD+) activity. The record is from RefSeq and is a predicted model, not a curated record. The coding region runs from base 62 to 1684 and encodes 540 amino acids. Lineage: Eukaryota; Metazoa; Arthropoda; Insecta; Coleoptera; Curculionidae.
UGUGAAGCAACAACAGUCUUUGGCCGAUCGCGUUUUGUGUUGAAGCUGCCAGGAAAGUUAGAUGGUUCCUUUGGGGAAACUGUUGCUGCAGGUUCCUUCUCGAAGUGUGCGCAGUCUGAUUUUCAGAGCCAUGUCGGCGAACUCCGGCGAAUUGUUGAUUAACAGUCCCAAGUACGCAUUUUUGAAGGAGUUGGGAUUGAGCGAGACGAAUCUGGGGGUGUUUGAUGGGGAGUGGAGGGCAAACGGCCAGACAAUCCAGUCAAUAUGCCCCAGCAACGGGUUGGCAAUCGCCCAAGUGAAACAGGCCUCUCCAUCCGACUAUGAACACGCCAUUCAAGCGUCUGAGGCUGCGUGGACGGUUUGGGCCGACCUGCCUGCCCCUAAACGAGGAGAAAUCGUCAGGCAGAUAGGAGACGCUCUUAGGAGCAAGUUGCUGCCAUUGGCCCAGCUGGUCUCUUUGGAAAUGGGCAAAAUCUUGCCGGAAGGAAAAGGCGAGGUGCAGGAGUAUAUAGAUAUUUGCGACUAUGCCGUCGGACUUUCUCGCAUGAUUUCGGGCGCUCUGAUCCCCUCAGAACGUCCGGGACACGUACUGAUGGAGAACUGGAACCCCCUGGGAGUAAUUGGCGUUAUUUCGGCAUUCAAUUUUCCGGUAGCAGUUUAUGGUUGGAACAGCGCUAUUGCUAUGGUGUGCGGCAACACGGUUUUCUGGAAAGGCGCCGAAACCACGCCCCUUAUCUCGAUCGCCACGACCAAAAUCGUGGCAGGCGUGCUGGAGAAGAACAACCUACCAGGAGCGAUCGCCACUUUGUGUACUGGCGGCGCGGACAUUGGCCAAGCCCUGGCUUCAGACCGGCGCAUUAAGCUGCUUUCGUUCACUGGCAGUUGCCAAGUGGGGCGGCUAGUGGCCGUGGAGGUGCAGAAGCGCUUUGGAAAGAGUCUGCUGGAAUUGGGCGGCAACAACGCUCUGAUAGUGGCAGAGGAUGCCGACCUGAAGAUGGUAAUUCCUGCCAUUUUGUUUGCCUGUAUCGGCACGUCUGGGCAACGCUGCACGACCACGCGAAGGCUCAUCGUGCAUCAAGCGGUUUACGACGAAGUCCUGCAGAAGCUGAAAACGGCGUACGCGCAGGUGAUGGGGCGGAUUGGGGACGCGCUGGGGGAGCACGUGCUUAUUGGUCCGGUGCAUUCCCAGAAUGCAGUGAAGCAGUACAAGGAAACCCUGGCGUUGAUUCGGCAAGCUGGAGGCACUGUUGAAUUGGGCGGCCAGGUCCUUAAGAGGCCGGGAUAUUUUGUGGAACCCACCAUAGUGACGGGAAUCGCACACGAUCAUGACCUGGUGCACACUGAAUGCUUCGCCCCCAUUUUAUACGUGCUGAAAGCCAGCAGUGUGGAACAGGCCAUUGGCUGGAACAAUGAAGUGCCCCAAGGACUCUCGUCCAGCAUAUUCACGCAGAACAUCUCCAGCAUAUUCAAGUGGAUCGGCCCGAAGGGCUCCGACUGCGGCCUGGUGAACGUGAACAUCCCCACUUCGGGGGCGGAGAUAGGCGGCGCGUUUGGCGGCGAAAAACACACGGGGGGCGGCCGCGAAUCGGGGAGCGACUCUUGGAAGCAGUACAUGCGCCGGUCCACCAUCACGAUUAACCACUCGAAGGAGCUACCAUUGGCGCAGGGCAUCAGGUUCGAGUGAAAGUCGUUUUGCUAAAAAAAUCCCAUAUGUAUAGCUUGGAUAAAACCAGAAGACAAUAAUAAAGUAUGUAUGUAACUGAUUAA